AAGCAAAUAAGCAAGUAUGUCAUGUAUAGGUAAUACAAAUGUAUGUCAAUAAAUACGAGAGAAAAUAGAAAAACUUAAUCACUAAUCCAGAUGUGACUUUUCUGAAAGGGCUUCUUGAGUUAGUGCUGAUGUUUUUCAGUGGGAGUUCUGUUUCCUCGUCUGAGUCCAACGAGACCUCAUUUCAGUUCCAAGUGAACAAAGCAGAGUUUUUACCAAAAUCUAUAUUCAUGGAACUAAUAUCUGCAAAGAUUUGAAAGUGAUAUGAUGACAUGAAACAAAGAUGGCUGUCUUGUGUGUUUCAUCUGUCUUUCUGAUGUCAUCCAUGCUGUUCCUGUUUCUCUCUCCUAUCAUACCGAAUGCUGAGGCUUCAUGUCCAAGAUCCUGUAACUGUCCAAACACAAGGGAGGUGCACUGCACCUUCCGUCACCUUACAUCUCCCCCUUUCAACCUGCCAAGGGACAGUGAGCGUAUUAAUCUAGGUUAUAACAGUCUCAAAGGUGUGACCGCUUCGGAUUUUGGAAAUCUUUUAAAAUUGGAAAUGCUCAUGCUCCAUGGAAAUGAUAUCAAAUUUGUGGGACCAGGAACAUUUUAUAAUUUACGCCAUUUACAGAUCUUGAAGCUGAGUUACAACAAGUUGAAGACCAUCUACCAGGGCAUGCUUGAGGGAAUGAAAGGCCUUGUUCGUCUUCAUCUAGAUCACAAUCUCAUUGAUUUCAUAGAGCCCUUUUCUUUUAAUGGACUCACAUCACUAAAACUGUUACAGCUGGAUGGGAACCAGUUAAGAGACCUACAUCCCCACACAUUUGUCACUCUUUCUUUUCUCGGACAUUUUCGGAGCUCUGGCCUUCAUCACCUCCAUAUUGCAGAUAAUAAUCUGAAAUACCUUUUGCCUGGCAUUUUGAGGCCAUUGAGCAAACUGGAGAGCCUCUCUGUACAUGAAAACCCGUGGAUAUGUGACUGCAACUUAAGAUGGCUGUUAGAGUGGAAUAAGAAGCACAUGGGUGCAAUUCAUUGCAAGAAGGAUUCUGGUGACGGUGUAAAUUGUGCCACAUGUGUCUCACCACAACUCCUGAACAACAGCCAAGUCUUCCAGCUAAAAUCUGAACAGCUUGAUUGCAAACGUCCCUCCAUAGAUUCCCCAUUGAAAACUGGAGAGAUAAGCCACUGGGAGGGUACUGAGCCAGACCUUCCAUAUAUCAAAGAUCUUGAGCCACCACUGGGCCAUCUUACAUUUACAUUGUCAGACAGUCAUGGGAAUGUAGCACAUGUCGCCUGUGAAGUAAGUCGACCAUCAGAGAGCACAUCAGUGAUAUGGGAGACCCUCAAGAACUCUGAAAUCAUAGUGAAUGUGACAUUGAUGAGCCACCUGGAGUGUGACAUUGACAGGGAUGAGCUGCACAACAUGUGGAGGCUUAUUGCAUAUUACUAUGAGAGUCCUGCUUUAUUAGAACGAGGUGCAAAACAUGAGAACACUUCCAAGAUUGUUUUUCAGUAUUCCCAAGCAGUUGAGGAGGAUUCUUCAUAUUUCACAGACCUUAAAGGACACAUAAUGGCUGAACCCUCAUGGCUGUUACAACCAAGAAUUACACUCCAGCUUAACCGACGCAAAACCACAACAAAAAAGCUUGUUUUAAACUUCAGCACAUUCCUCACAAGUCACAAAGAAACAUAUGACAAAGUUAUGUCAUCCUGGGCUGUGAUACAACGAGGAAUAGCAACACAAAUCAAGUCAGUCGUUCAGGGAUCUAAUGUGACUUUUGAGUGUAAUGUACACAGCUCAGGACAGCAACACGUGGAAUGGAUGCUCCCUGACUUGAUGCUGCUUGAAAAUGUUGAUUCAGAAAAUAUCGUAACUGAGGACAAUAAAUUACAUAUUAAGAAUACGACUGUCUCGGAUUCUGGUCUUUAUCACUGCUUAGUCAAGACUGAAAUGGAUGUGGAUACAGUGUCCUUCCGGCUAGCUGUCAGAGAACAGCCAAAGCAAAGUGAUCUAAAUGGCAAGAGGAUUUCUUUGGACAGUGGGGGUGUGCUUACACUCGACUGUUCAGUGUCAUCACCUCAUCCGAGUGAAACCAGCUGGUAUCUCCCUAAUUCCAAGAUCCUUACAACCUCACAGCCCAAGGGGAGAGUGUCUAUGCUUCAGAAUAAUACCCUAGUUCUAAAAAAUGUCAGCCAUGAUGAUACUGGAGUAUAUAGCUGCUUGGCAGUAAAUCUCUAUGGAGUUGAUAUGCUUUCACAUCUUCUUGUUGUCACAGAUGAAAGAAUGGGAAAGAGAGAACAAGUCAGCAUAAAUGAAAAUGAAUCUCCUCUGUCUGAAACUAAGACUGAACAUGAGGGAUCAGGUUAUGAAGAGACAGAGUAUCAAUUUCCAAAACAACAAAAAACCUUUGGGAAAGAAAGAUGGCCUGGGAUUUCCAGAGGUGGGAAGGGAAACCGAGGGAAGCACAGCUCCAGGAAGGUGAACAAAAUUGUACAAGAGAUGGGCUCCACGUAUAGGGCAAAGAAAGUGGAAAAAGUCAAUGCUAAAGGUCCAUCACUGCCACCAAAUACCCAGACAACAACAAUGACAUCACAAACAAAUGUCACUAGUGUAAUUACCACCAACACAUAUACAAUAGAUACAAUUAAUAGCACAGCGCUUGAACAUGAAUCAAAUCAAAAUCAAAACCUAGGUUCAACAGUUAUGAAAACUAAAAACCAUCACACAGGUUAUUCAGAGUUUCCUGGAGGAAACAAUGACACAGCAACACUUCAGUCAAAAUCUGAGAACAGGAUUGAAAUCAAGUUGAGGAACAGAUUAAGCAUAAAGUCAAAUUUAACACAAAUAAGGAGACCCCCACCUUUAAGACGCAGAAGACCACCACUGCGAAGAAUUCACCCUAACAGAUAUAUUCCUGAUUCUAAUAAGAACAUAACAACUGAGACCUCAAUAAAUGCAACAUCUUGGAGUAAAACAAAAGACAGAUAUCACAUAAAUUUAGCACCUACAGAUAGGAAUACUGAAAAAUAUCCAUUUAGAAGUGGGGAUAUAAAUUCUCCAGCAACUACAAAUCUCCUACAAUCUCAUGAGCGCACGAAAGAUGGAGUGCACACUACAAAUGCAGCUAUUAAUUAUACGACUAAAUAUGUGACAUUUUUAAAUGAGAGCAUAAGUCUAAUAUCAAAAAAUGAAUAUAAUGUUUAUUCAAAAGGGAAACAUGUAAAUGAUACAAAUAAUGAACAUGUAAAUAGUAAGAACAUAAAUAUCAAAAGAAAUAACCACAAAGAAAAUACAUUGCUUUCCACAUCAACAACUUUCUGUCCAAGAAAAAAUGAGACCACCAUUACUAUGCCUUUAUCUGCUACAACUCUGAACACUGUUGGCUUGACACGGCAGCCAUCUAGAAACUUCCAACAAUGGACCUCUUUUAUGACCAGUCGUCCAGAAAUUGUAAACUGGUCUCCAAGACCCACAACUUCCAUCCAUAACACUGUAAAUGGCCGGACCAUUGCAUCUCAUCGAACUCAUCAUUCAUCUUCAUCCAGUGACAAGGACCUGUUGCUGCUCUCCAGACUCCGCAAUCGAUACAGACAGUCACAGUUAAACUCUCUUCUCUUGAAGUUUGGGAAGCUUGUCACCCCAAAGCCACAGAUUAUCAUGCCCACUCCCAUAUCUAAGCAGACCCCUAAAGUUGACCAUCCCUACAAGCCUACAACACCUUCCCCUACCCCAGUCGCCACUUACACUAUAUACUCCACAGCUAGUGGAUUGAAGCCACAGAUUGUAUCUAUGAAUACAGUUGUGGUUUCCGCUCCACCUGAAACAGAUGUGACUCUUCCAUGCCAGGCCACUGGUAGUCCUAAACCUACGAUUUCAUGGAAGAGGGUGUCUACAGGUGCUACAAUUCAAGCAGGUAUAAAAUAUGAGGAAAGUUUAGGAAAGUUUGAAGUUUUUCAAAAUGGCACUUUUGUGGUCAGAAGUCUUCAGCCAGAGGACGAAGGACAGUAUCUGUGUUCAGCACAAAAUAUAUUUGGUGCAGCCCAUAGUGUGGUCACUCUACUUGUUGUGGCUCAGACUCCAAAAAUUGUAAAUCCACCCUCAAGAGAUUUUUCUGUGUAUCUAGGCAAGUCAAUUAACCUGCACUGCAUUGCACUGGGAAAACCCAAAGCACACAUUUCCUGGAUUCUUCCUGACAGGACCUUACUGCAAGAGGUGGGAACAAAUGCAAUAGGCUCACUUUUUGCUAACGGCACACUGAACAUUCCAUCAGUAAUUCUUUCAAAUCAAGGGUACUAUAAAUGUAUUGCCAGCAAUGCAGCUGGGGAAGAUACAAUUACCUAUAACAUCAAUAUUAUAUCUUCACUGCCAACCAUCAAUGAGGAAGCAAUUGAAAGCCUGGCAAUAUCUAUUGGAACAAGUAUCUAUGCGAACUGUACAGCAAUGGGGAGACCCCAACCAGUCAUUAAAUGGAUUCUUCCCGAUGGGACAAGCUUAAAACCCACUCAACUGCUUAAGCAACGUUUCUUUGUCUUUCCUAACGGAACACUCUACAUCAAAAGUGCCUCAGUGACCGACGGUGGAAAAUAUGAGUGCACAGCUACCAAUGCAGUGGGCUCUGUCAAGCGGUUAUUUCUGCUUGAUACAAAACAGAACUCAUACCUCCCAAAAAAGCAACAGCAACAACAACAUAAUGUUUCUGCCAUGUAUGGCUCAAAAAUAUACUUGCACUGUUCUUAUCCAGCAACAAUUUGGAGAUUGCCAUCCAAGACACUUCUCUCACAUCAUUACAGCCCUGAAAGAUUUAUCACUGCUUUCCCUAAUGGAACCCUAAGAAUCCAACAACUGACAGGAAAGCUUGCCGGCACCUACAUGUGUAUCUCUCAGAAGUCAAAUGGUGAGGAUAUACAAUACUUUCAAGUAGAGGUCUUCAUGAAGGCUCCCAAGAUCGAAAACACACAAGUCCCACAGAGAAGUGUCAUACAUGGUAAAAAACUCCAGAUGGACUGCUUAACUUCUGGUGUACCAAACCCUGAGGUAUCCUGGAGCCUUCCAGAUGGCACAGUUGCCAACUCUGCCUUUCAGUCACAUGACAACAGAAGCCAUUCACAUUAUGUCACCUUUAGCAAUGGCACACUAUUACUGAAACAGAUUAGCAAAAAGGAUGAGGGGGACUAUAUAUGUUAUGCUAAAAAUGCACUAGGGGAAGAUGAGAUGAAAGUGAGUGUCAGAGUGGAAUCUCCCAUGAUUGCCUUCAAGAACAAGGUUUCUGUGUGGGCUGAACUUGGGAAGCAAGCACAUAUGAAAUGUAAAUCUCAUGGAAAUCCUCCCAAUCCAGUGACAUGGCUUUCUCCUAGCAAAAAUGUGAUUUCAUCCACUUCCACCCGUCACCAAAUUCUUAAAGAUGGGACACUAAUUAUCCAAAAGGUCACUUUAAAUGAUGAAGGAAGGUACACUUGUUUUGCACAGAAUUCUGCCAUUAACAGCAUAGAGCUGGACGUGGAACACAGGGAGCCAUAUAUUAAUGGACACAGGGGUGCACACAGCACACAUGUUUCAGCAGUGUCUUACCAAACUACUCUAAUGGACUGUAAAAGUGAAGGCAAGCCAGAGGCACACAUUAUCUGGACAACAUCAUCUGGCUUGUCCUUGCCACUGCCAUAUGAGGGUGGUAGGUUUCAAGUACAUAAGAAUGGCAGCCUGGAGUUGCGAGGAGUUAGAAAGUCUGACGAAGGUCAGUUCAAGUGUGUUGCAAAAAAUAGCUUGGGAGAAGCUAGUCUCACAGUCACAUUAAAAGUAGAAACACUUGCUGAAAAGCCCAGCUUCUCUAAUCCGAAUAUAGAAGUUUAUCCUAUAAAGUCAGAUGGUAGUGUUAUAACUUUAGAGUGCAUUGCAACUGGUAAGCCAAGACCAAUAUUUGUAUGGAUUCUGCCAAACAAUACUCAGCUGAUUCCAGGCACGAGACUAAACAGGUUUGCACAUGUCAUAGGGAGUGGAAUCCUUCACAUUACCAGCCCUGUGACUACUGAUAAAGGCAUUUACCGUUGCCUGGCAAAAAAUGUGGCAGGGCAAGCUGAGAAACGAUAUGAACUACAAACGGGAAAAAAACCUUAUAUUCGAGGAAAUGGAGGUCCCUUAAAGAUUACAUUUGGGCAGACCCUGAACAUGCCAUGUACUGUUGAAGGUUGGCCAGAGGCCUCAGUGUCUUGGACACUUCCAAAUGGUCUAACUCUGGUCAAGCCACAGAUCACUGGCAGAGUAUUAUUUCUGGAAAACAAUACACUGCAGGUUAAAGACACAGCCACAUUUGACAGAGGAGUUUACACAUGCAAAGCUACUAAUACUUAUGGAUCAUCUUUCUUGUCCUACCCGGUCACAGUCAUGGUAUACCCUCCCCAAAUUACAACUGCACCCCCUUCUGUUAUAAGAGUUCACAGGGGGUCAUCUGUGUCACUAAACUGCAUUGCCAUUGGUAUUCCCAAGCCUGACAUCUCUUGGACUUUGCCCGGACGCACAACACUUGUGCCCAACAGUCGUUUCAUAGCACAAGGCGGAAUUCAUAUGACGGGGGAAGGUAGCCUGGUCAUUCAAAACCCAGGCCUGAUGGACUCUGGAAUUUAUAAAUGUAAUGCAAAAAAUGUACUUGGAACAGAUUUUAAAGCAACAUACCUUCAAGUGGUCUAAGCCAGCAGUAAAGUAGAGUUGUGAACAUAUUGCUUGUGGAUAAAGAAUAUAUUGUGACUGUUUUAAUUGAAAUAAGUGGGUAAAAGCCUCAAGACUCCAAAACACAAUAUUUUCAUGUUUGUAGCAUAGUUGAAUUAAGUUAGAUCCUUGACAUUUUAUCCUUGACAUUUUUUUUCCUUGACAUCCCAAUCCCAAUCUUCACCUCCUCUGUGACCUUCCCUAUGUUAAAUAAGAAUAGCUACUGGUCAGGGGCGCUGUGGAGAAACUGGCUGCAGCGCCUGUGCCACUCUUCAACCCGGCCAUUUCCCGAUAUUCCCAAAAAAUAAUAAAGAAUAGCUACCAGUGUCUAGCAUACUAUUCCUAUACCCAAAUUGAAUCAUGUUACAUGCUACUUAUACUCUCACUGUCUAUUGAUGCUUGUGGUAACACCAUAUAUGUUAUUAUUAAUGCUACGUAACAUACGAUGGUAAUCUGGUAAUAUUAAAAAGCUCACAAAAUGAA
Molecule: messenger RNA, 7162 nt
Organism: Alosa alosa (allis shad)
Lineage: Eukaryota; Metazoa; Chordata; Actinopteri; Clupeiformes; Clupeidae
Product: matrix-remodeling-associated protein 5
Cellular component (GO): extracellular region
Molecular function (GO): protein binding
Source: RefSeq, a predicted model, not a curated record